Cynara cardunculus var. scolymus (artichoke) is the source of this 651-nucleotide messenger RNA. RefSeq names its product zinc finger protein 11-like. The coding region runs from base 39 to 641 and encodes 200 amino acids. The record is from RefSeq and is a predicted model, not a curated record. NCBI's taxonomy places the organism in Eukaryota, Viridiplantae, Streptophyta, Magnoliopsida, Asterales, Asteraceae. The transcript has a single exon.
GCAACCAACAAAUGGAGCAGUAGUGACAUGAGUAAUUGAUGUGGGUGAAAAGGAAGAAUAUCGAACUGAUGAAUCCAUUCGAUGAGUCAUGGGAAGAAGAAGCUUUUGCAGAAGAUGGUCGUGGGCCUCUUGGGGGUUUCGUGUGGCCACCAAGGUCUUAUUCUUGCAGCUUCUGUAGAAGAGAAUUCAGGUCAGCUCAAGGGCUAGGUGGUCAUAUGAAUAUCCAUAGGAGAGAAAGAGCUAGGCUUAAGCAAUCUCUCAAUUCUACCACCCCACCACAUAACCCUAGCCCGCACCAGAAUCUUUUCAGGUCUGCAAACCCUAGUUUCAGCUCCUCACCAUCGUCUAGGGUUUCUUUAAGAACACUUUGUAGCAAUUCAGAUACUAAGAGUACUUCAUGUGUCAGUGAUGAUCAAGUGCAGAUGUUGCUACCAAGUCCUGAUCAUGGUGCUGCAGUUGAAACAAAUUUCUUUUUAGGGUUUCGUUUGGAUUCUCCUCCUCCUGGGAAUGGGAAUGAUGAUCAUCAUCGUUUUGAUGAUGAAGAGGUUAUGAAUUGUAAGCGGCAAAAGACGAUUGUUAUGCCGCUGAUGAUCAUGGGGUCGAUCGAAGAGGUUGAUCUUGAGCUUAGGUUAGGUACUUAGCAAUAUAUGA